Molecule: messenger RNA, 313 nt
Organism: Diutina rugosa
Lineage: Eukaryota; Fungi; Ascomycota; Pichiomycetes; Serinales; Debaryomycetaceae
Exons: 1
Source: RefSeq, a predicted model, not a curated record
AUGUUACCUACAAGCGAGUACCACGACCCCAUUCAACCUGAGCCCGACCCUCAUCUAUCACGACAUCCCGAGCAUCCUACUGCCAACCCCUUCCCUUAUCCUGAAAAUCAACAGCCCUCGGCUGUUCCCCUUGCCGCUACUGUUCGUCCCAUUCCUCCCUUCACUGAUCAUUCCACCCCCUUGUUGGAUGAGAAUUCGCAUCACGUGCCCCCUGUUCUUCCUCAACUGACUGCCCCAGAACCGAUUGAUGUUGAUACCAUUGAUCCAUCUGAGAAUGCAGCUAACCAUGGAAACCGUUACGAUCACCCUGAGU